Drosophila suzukii is the source of this 1422-nucleotide messenger RNA. It is a transcript of the gene rux, whose product is annotated as roughex. Lineage: Eukaryota; Metazoa; Arthropoda; Insecta; Diptera; Drosophilidae. The record is from RefSeq and is a predicted model, not a curated record.
GAUAGCCGAAACGAAGCCAGAACGAAAACAUUCUCCAUAUCAACAACGUCGUUGUAUUUUAUUUUGUAAAUUAUUUCUAUAUUUUUUAAGUGAAGCCGCAUGAUCGGCGCAUCCGGAGGCUACAACGCAAGCCAUGAACAUACCAGGAGAUCAUGAGAUGACGCCUUUGGAGGUGGUCCAUGAGUUCAUCAGGGGCGUGGACGAUGGCACCAUACGGCGCGAUCUGGCCGAGGAUUGCAUCCUCAACUUCUACAGCCGCAAUGUGCGGGGCGCCAAGGAUAUAACCGGAUUUAUGAGGACCCAGGUGACACGACGCUAUAAACACGAGGCUUUCGACGAGGCGGCUUGUCCUAGUGUUGGCGACGAAGUCCUCUUGCAGGAGCGAUUCAGCAGGUCCUUCGAUCGGGAACGUCGUCGCAUCUAUGAGCAGAAGGAGCGCGACAAGACCACCACCAAUUUGCAUCUGCGUGCCGAGAGCGAUGACGAGUCGGGACCCCCAGAAUUUCCCAUGUUCCUGAUCACGCCCCCUCGGCCCUCGAGCUACCCCAUGGACAGCCUGAAAUAUGUGGAGGCCGUUGGACGGUUAAGAAAGCGGGAUAAUGGCUAUGGCGGCAUGGAUCUGGGCGAGUCAUCCGCGGUCCACCUCACUUUGGGCUAUCGAAGCACCCAACUGCCCGGUAGUCGAAUGCGCGGCAUCGAGAUCUGUCUGGCUGUCUACGAUCGGGGCCUGAGAGGCUCCCUUAACCGAUCCACUCUAGAGGCUCCACCCACUGCUAUAUCCAUUCAACGACGUGGCAAUGCCCGCCAUAAUCCCAGCACAGACGAUGAGGCCGACGACGCUCUACCGCCACCAACCAGUCGACGAUGGGUUCGUCGUACUUUAUUCACAGAGGAGAACGCCGAGGAGGAAGAAGAGGCACCCGAUCCCAACUCCGAUGCCGUUGCCCCUGCCACUGCUGGGCUGGAGCAGGAGCAGUCAGGAGCUCGGCAGGCAGAGGAGGCACCUCAAGAGGAGGCCAAUACUGACGUGAAUUCCCCCAGAUCAUCGGAAGUUCCAGCUUGCAGCAGCAGCAGCACCAGCAGCUACACACCAAGGAAACGCCAACAGCCAACCAAUGGCAACGAAGUGACACCCAAACGCACGCCGGGACCGCAACGCAUGCGUUUCUAGACCCCGAGUCUAGAGAAGACAGAUCCUUAAACAGUUUUAGUCCCUAGUUGCUUUCCAAAUCUCUGUAGCACAAUUCUCUUUUAGGCUUAAACGACACCCCACAAAUUUCCGUAGUUAUUUGAAGAAGACUGAUUGCACCCGUUUUGGUCCCGCUUGCAGGGACUAGCGUCGCGCUAGGCUAAUCCUGAAUAUGUAUUGUAUUUACAUAACUUCCUGUAUUUAUUUGUGUAUUAAAGUUCAAUGUUGAUUAA